AAUUAAUAUAUUGACGCUAUAAACAUAUGAGAGGCUUCGCAGUCGAAAUCGUUGAAGGAAUUGGAGUUAUGGAGACGAAGAGCGAGAGUACCAGGAGGACUCAACCGGUGGCUCUCUUCAUGGCCUUCGGCACUAAAGGCGACGUCUAUCCUAUCUCUGCCAUUGCUGCUGCUUUUGCUUUUGAUCAGGAGCAAUAUCGCGUGGUUCUAGUAACUCAUUCUGCUCACAAGAACUUAAGUUCACAUUUGGCGGCAAAAAAUGUUGAAUAUCUUCCAGUUUCAUCACCACCGGUUCUUUCUCCUUAUGAAGAUGAUGGUCCUGCAGGUACCGUGAAACUGUCAUUUUCCCUGCAGAAGAGGAGAAUUACAAAAGAGCAUAGACUAGAAUGUAUUUCUAACGUGGAGCAGAUAUUUGGUGGUGGUCCAAGCUUGGAGGGUGAUUUCAUUGUGAUAAAUUUCUUUGCAUUGGAAGGUUGGAACCUUGCAGAACUUUUUCAUGUCCGUUGCAUUGUAGCUGCUCCUUAUGUCGUUCCUUACAGUGCCCCUUCAUCAUUUGAGCGUUACUUCAGAGAAGAGCUUCCACCUUUAUAUGAAUAUCUUCAAGAAGCUCCUAUUGACCAGGUUGGAUGGAAAGAUGUUAUCCACUGGAUGUGGCCACUUUUUACUGAAGAUUGGGGAUCGUGGAGAAGUGAUGAGUUGAAGCUAAGCCCCUGGCCUUUCACAGUUUAUUUAUCAAAUUGCUUCUUCAUUGGCCAGGAUCCAGUGACGGGCCUUCCAGCGUGGCAUGAUAGGUCUCUGUCUCCCCUGCUAUUGUAUGGAUUUAGCAAAGAAGUAGUUGAAUGCCCUGGUUACUGGCCUUCAAAUGUUCGGGUUUGUGGCUUUUGGUUUCUUCCUUUGGAAUGGCAGUUCUCGUGCAACAAGUGUGCAGAAAUUUCAGCUUUGAUCUCUUCAGAGCAUUUAAACACAAAAGAUGAGAAUGUGAUGUGCUCAGCUCAUGCUGAGUUACAAUCUUUUCUGAAAACUCCUGCAUCACUGCCACCUGUAUUUAUUGGUUUCUGUUCUGUUGGAAGCAUGGGUUUUUUGAGGAACCCUCAAGCAUUUCUUGAGGUUCUUCGAACUAUUGUGGACAUCACAAGUCACAGAUUCAUUCUAUUCUCAGCUGGCUUUGAACCUUUAGAUGCUGCAAUUCAGAAGAUUGCUGAUGAUGCAUCAUCAGGCUCAGAACAAAGACAGUUCAGUGAGGACGGAAUCUCUAUCUUUGGUGGCAGACUUUUUUGCUUUUCUGGUUCUGUACCAUAUAAGUGGCUGUUUCCCAGAUGUGCUGCUGCAGUUCAUCACGGAGGCAGUGGAUCCACUGCCGCGGCACUGCAUGCAGGAAUUCCGCAGGUAGUAUGUCCAUUUAUGCUGGAUCAGUUUUAUUGGGCAGAGAGGAUGUUUUGGCUUGGAGUUUCCUCAGAACCAUUGAAAACAAACCACUUGCUCCCAGAUGAAAGUGAUGAUACAUGUGUUAGGGAAGCUGCAAAUAUGCUAACAAGGGCCCUAAAUUAUGCAUUAUCAUCUAAAGUGAAAGCACGCUCAUCAGAGAUUGCCGAAAGGCUGUCUCUCGAGGAUGGAGUGUUAGAAGCUUUAAAGAUCCUCAAGGAAGAGAUCAGCUGUUCUAACACUACGAGGCAUUGACUUAAUUCUUUUCAGGUUGCAGGCUGGUUGCGGUUUUUACUCGCUCCCACACUCACUUGCCAGCAUUUAUAUACAUAUUUUUUUUUAAAAUCUGGACUAUCAGAUUUUUUUGCAAGUUCUCUAAGUGUGUAACCAUAAUCUUCUUUUCUCUUCUCUCACUUAUUCACUUGCAAGUAAAUAAAUGUUUUGCAACUUGUUUUGCAUUCUUAAGUGGAAACCCAACAAAUAUUGGUAACUUGUAAUAAAAUGAGUAAAAGAGCUUAUUCAUGGUUA
Camellia sinensis is the source of this 1949-nucleotide messenger RNA. Its product is annotated as UDP-Glycosyltransferase superfamily protein. Lineage: Eukaryota; Viridiplantae; Streptophyta; Magnoliopsida; Ericales; Theaceae. Gene Ontology annotation, molecular function: UDP-glycosyltransferase activity. The record is from RefSeq and is a predicted model, not a curated record.